CGUAUAUCACUUUAUAUCAAUCGGGUGCCUUCGUUUAUAAUAAAACUUGAUUGAUCCUUCCAUCAGAGAUCUCAUCUCAGACCUCGAGGGGCUGAUCUCUCUCUCUCACUCCUCAAUUCAACUCAUUGCCCUAACUUCCAAUUCACACCAACACCUCCAGAUUCAUCACGAUCUCAUCAAUUCACAACUAACAGAUCCACCUCAACACAAUCGAACAUGGCCGGAGGUGCUGCCGGAGGUUUUGUCACUCGAGCAUUUGAAUCAAUGCUCAAGGAGUCUUACGGAAAGAAGUAUACGUCACUUCAGACCGCAAUCCAGUCGUAUUUAGACAAUUCAAAGGAGAUCAAUAAAGAGUCAGUAUCAAGUGAUGCAAACAAAGUGACAUCUUCAAAUGGAGAAAAGAGUGUGCCUGAAACUGAUGAUGGAACUGCAACAAAGGAAGCGGAGGUGGAUGCAACACCUUCAGCUUCACACGACACUGAGGCAGCGGAAACCGGUGGUGGUCUGGCGGCAUCAGGCGGCAGCGUCAAGACAACUUUGGCUAGUGCUGGCCAUACUUUGGAAGGAUCCGAGUCUGAGCUUGUUCUUAAUCCACUAAGGCUUGCAUUUGAGACCAAAAACCCGAAAGUCCUUGAGCUUGCAUUGGAUUGUCUUCAUAAACUCAUUGCAUAUGAUCAUCUAGAGGGUGAUCCUGGUCUAGAAAACGGUAAAAAUGGUCUUCUGUUUACGGAGAUUCUGAAUAUGGUCUGCAGCUGCGUUGACAAUUCCUCACCAGACAGUACAACUCUUCAGGUUUUGAAAGUGCUACUUACUGCUGUUGCAUCUGCCAAAUUUAGAGUUCAUGGGGAAGCUUUGCUUGGGGUAAUUAGAGUGUGUUACAACAUUGCUCUUAACAGUAAAAGUCCUGUAAACCAAGCUACAUCCAAGGCUAUGCUAACCCAAAUGAUCAGCAUAGUGUUCAGGCGAAUGGAAAUGGAUCUGACGUCUGCAAAUAAACAAAGCGGUUCAUCUACAAAGGUUGAAGAAAGCUCUUCAAACGAUACCCCUAUUGCACCUCUGGAGGAGCUUCAAAAUCUUGCUGGUGGGACCGACAUAAAGGGUCUAGAGGCAGUUCUUGACAAGGCUGUGAAACUUGAAGAUGGUGGAAAGACUACUCGUGGGACUGACCAGGAGAGCAUGGGCAUUGGACAACGUGAUGCUUUGUUACUUUUUCGCACCCUUUGCAAGAUGGGUAUGAAGGAAGAUAAUGAUGAAGUUACUGUAAAGACACGUAUUCUCUCUCUCGAACUUCUACAGGGGUUGUUGGAGGGGGUUAGUUACUCCUUCACUAAGAACUACACCAUCAUCGUCUCUGUUAAAGCUUACCUAUCAUACGUGUUACUACGCGCGUCAGUUUCACAAUCCCCAGCCAUUUUUCAAUACGCAACAGGAAUUUUCUCCGUGCUAUUGUUGCGUUUUAGGGAAAGCCUUAAGGUGGAAAUUGGUAUCUUCUUUCCUUUGAUUGUUUUGAGAUCUUUGGAUAGCUCUGAAUACCCACUUAACCUUAAAUUAAGUGUUCUCCGAAUGCUGGAGAAAGUUUGCAAGGAUCCACAGAUGCUCAUUGAUCUUUAUGUGAACUAUGAUUGUGAUCUUGAUGCUCCAAAUUCAUUUGAAAAAAUGGUGACGACCCUAUCAAGAAUUGCGCAAGGGACUCAAAGUGUGGAUCCAAACUCAGUUAACGCUACUCAAAUUGGAUUAAUCAAAGGCUCAUCGCUUCAGUGCCUUGUGAGCGUGUUAAAAUCACUAGUUGACUGGGAGAAGCUGCGAAGAGAGUCAAAGCAAAAUGAAGACCAAAAAUCAGUUGAGGAAGAUUCUUCAGCUACAGAGUCUCAAGACACUGGUGAUGUAGCAAAUAACUUUGAGAAAACCAAAGCUCACAAAUCUACCAUGGAAGCUGCAAUUUCUGAGUUCAACCGUCAUCCUGUGAAGGGUAUUGAAUUUCUGAAAUCGAAUAGUUUGGUGGAGAAUACGCCAAUUUCAGUUGCUCAGUUUCUCAGAAAUACGCCCAGCUUGGACAAGGCGAUGAUUGGUGAUUACUUGGGUCAACAUGAGGAAUUUCCUCUUGCUGUAAUGCAUGCUUAUGUUGAUUCUAUGAACUUUUCUGGAAUGAAAUUUCAUGCAGCUAUACGUGAAUUUUUGAGAGGUUUUCGGCUUCCUGGUGAAGCACAGAAGAUAGAUCGUAUAAUGGAAAAGUUUGCAGAACGUUACUGUGCAGAUAAUCCAGGUCUUUUUAAGAACGCAGAUACGGCUUAUGUUCUUGCAUAUGCAGUUAUAAUGUUAAAUACUGAUGCUCAUAAUCCAAUGGUGUAUCCAAAAAUGACUAAACCCGAGUUUGUGCGAAUGAACGCGACAAAUGAUCCAGAAGAAAGUGCACCAACAGAACUUUUGGAGGAAAUUUAUGAUUCAAUUGUUAAAGAAGAGAUAAAAAUGAAAGAUGACUUGGAGAAAAACAGCAAAAAGCCAGAUUCUGAGGAAAGAGGCGGGGGUAUUAUUGGUAUUCUUAAUCUGGCUCUCCCAAAACAGAAAAGUCAAACGGAUAGACAGUCAGAGAGUGAAGCUAUUAUCCAACAAACACAAGCGAUUUUCAGGAACCAAGGGGCAAAAAGGGGAACGUUUUAUACUUCACAUAAAAUUGAGCUUGUAAGACCCAUGGUUGAAGCUGUAGGGUGGCCACUGCUUGCUACUUUUGCAGUAAGUAUGGAGGAACGAGAAAAUAAAAAUAGAGUGUUUUCAUGUAUGGAAGGGUUUAAAGCAGGAAUUCACAUUACGCAUGUGCUCGGAAUGGAUACCAUGCGUUAUGCUUUUUUGACAUCACUCAUCAGAUACACUUUCUUACAUGCACCCAAAGAUAUGCGUAGUAAAAAUGUGGAAGCGUUACGGACAUUGCUUGAUAUAAGUGACUCAGAGCCUGAUGCACUCCAAGACACUUGGAAUGCGGUUUUGGAGUGCACGUCUCGGCUAGAGUAUAUUGUAUCUACUCCUGCUAUGGCUGCAACCGUUAUGUUUGGUUCUAACCAGAUCUCGAAGGAUGCGGUACUCCAAUCUUUAAGGGAACUGGCGGGAAAACCAUCUGAGCAAGUCUUUGUGAAUAGUGUUAAACUCCCGAGUGAGUCGGUGGUUGAGUUUUUUACCGCUUUGUGUAAUGUUUCCGCUGAAGAGUUGAAGCAGAAUCCAGCGCGUGUUUAUAGCUUACAAAAACUUGUGGAGAUCAGUUACUACAAUAUGGCUCGUAUUCGUAUGGUAUGGGCUAGAAUAUGGUCUGUUCUUGCUAAUCAUUUUAUAUCAGCUGGGAGCCAUCAUGAAGAGAAAAUAGCAAUGUAUGCUAUAGAUUCUCUACGACAACUUGGCAUGAAAUACCUCGAGCGUGCAGAACUUGCCAAUUUCACAUUUCAAAACGACAUCUUAAAACCGUUUGUCGUGCUUAUGAGGAAUAGUCGGAGUGAAUCAAUCAGAAGAUUAAUUGUUGAUUGCAUUGUUCAGAUGAUCAAAUCAAAAGUUGGAAGCAUUAAAUCUGGUUGGCGAAGUGUUUUUAUGAUUUUCACAGCUGCUGCAGACGACGACUUAGAACCAAUUGUUGAAAGUGCUUUUGAGAAUGUAGAACAGGUUAUACUGGAACACUUUGAUCAAGUUGUUGGUGACUGUUUUAUGGACUGUGUCAAUUGUCUAAUUGGUUUUGCUAACAAUAAAACUUCUCACCGCAUCAGCUUAAAGGCAAUCGCCCUUCUUCGCAUAUGCGAGGACCGACUUGCAGAGGGCCUUGUGCCAGGUGGCAGCCUGAAGCCCAUUGAUGACAAUGCAGAUGCAAGUGUCGAUAUUACGGAGCAUUAUUGGUUCCCAAUGCUGGCUGGUUUAUCUGAUCUGACAUCUGAUCCACGACCCGAAGUCAGCAACUGUGCCCUAGAAGUAUUGUUUGACUUGUUGAACGAAAGAGGAAGUAAAUUCUCAGCAAAUUUCUGGGAAAGUAUUUUCCACCGCGUUCUAUUUCCCAUUUUUGAUCACAUAAGACAUGCUGGAAAAGAGACCGAAUCUUAUGGAGAUGAAUGGAUUCGUGAAACUAGUAUUCAUUCGUUACAGUUGUUAUGCAACCUCUUCAAUACUUUUUACAAGGAGGUAUCUUUCAUGCUGCCCCCACUGCUAAAUCUGCUCUUAGAUUGUGCUAAAAAGACAGAUCAAUCAGUUGCAUCAAUUUCACUUGCUGCAUUGGUCCACCUCAUAGAAGUUGGGGGACACCAAUUCAGUGAUAGUGAUUGGGAUACCUUGUUGAAAAGCAUAAGAGAUGCUUCAUAUACGACUCAACCCCUUGAGCUACUCAAUGCUUUGGGUAUAGAAAGUGGCAAGAGUAGAGCGGUUAUUUCUAGAGAUUUGGAGGGUCCCUCAAAUGAUAAUUCCUCAGUUGUGUCUACUAAUGGUCAAGUGCUAGAUAUUCAAGAAGGAAGGCCAUCAAUGGAUCUGCAUGAAUCUGAAGGUCAAACACCUUCACCCGGAAAGAUCCGGAAAGCAUCUGAAUCUGCAGAAUUCCAAAGAAGUCAAACAAUUGGUCAACGACUAAUGGGAAAUAUGAUGGACAAUCUCUUUGUUAGAACUUUUACCUCUAAGCCCAAGAAUCCGGCUUCAGAUGCUGCGAUACCAGCUUCACCAUCCAAGUCUAUGGAUGUUGUGGAACAUGAUACCGAAGAUGUGACCGAAAGUCCAUUCAUGGGAAUCAUAAGGGGCAAAUGUGUAACACAGUUGCUACUACUAGGCGCCCUUGAUAGCAUCCAGAAAAAGUACUGGAGCAAGUUAAAGGCAUAUCAAAAGAUUACAAUACUGGAAAUUUUGUUCUCUAUGUUGGAGUUUUCCGCAUCAUAUAAUUCAUACACGAAUCUCAGACUACGGAUGCAACACAUCUCUUCUGAAAGGCCGCCUUUGAACCUUCUACGCCAGGAGCUCGCCGGGACUUGCAUUUAUUUAGACGCCUUACAAAAAACAACUUCUUGGGUCGAACCGGCUCAAAAUGGUUCUCUUGAUGAAACUGACGAUGCUACAGUCAAGACUGAUGCCGAAGAGAAACUCGUGUCUUUUUGUGGACAAGUGCUAAAAGAAGCGUCUGAUUUCCAGUCAAGUAUUGGAGAGACAAAUAACAUGGAGAUUCAUCAAGUUCUCGGAUUACGUUCCCCGAUCAUUGUUACGGUUCUUAAGGGCAUGUGUAUAAUGGACAGCCAGAUAUUCAAGAAACACCUCAGGAGUUUCUACCCUUUGAUCACCAAACUUGUAUGCUGUGAGCAGAUGGACAUUCGUGGUGCUGUUGCGGACCUUUUCAGCAUGCAACUAAACGGACUUGUGCAGUAGUGAUUCAUAUUAGCAAGUAGCGACUGGAUACUUUUUGAGCAGACAUCAGCCGCGCGAUAUCAUUUUAUUUUGUCUGUAUUGUUUUUGUAUUUGAUGAUGUAUACAGGUGAUGACUAGUUUUCUUGUAGCAUAUAUACAAAAGGACAUGAAGUCUUAUGAGUUGUAGGACAUGUUUGUUAAAUCAGAUGUGGCAAACGCUAGUUACUUGCUGGAUGACUUGGUGUGGUCUUCUUUUGUACCUAGAUUUUCUAUUUAUGAGUGUUUAAUGGCCAUAA
Helianthus annuus (common sunflower) is the source of this 5642-nucleotide messenger RNA. Its product is annotated as brefeldin A-inhibited guanine nucleotide-exchange protein 5. The transcript has 34 exons. Gene Ontology annotation, biological process: regulation of ARF protein signal transduction. Bases 217 to 5367 code for a protein of 1716 amino acids. The record is from RefSeq and is a predicted model, not a curated record. Gene Ontology annotation, molecular function: guanyl-nucleotide exchange factor activity. Lineage: Eukaryota; Viridiplantae; Streptophyta; Magnoliopsida; Asterales; Asteraceae. Gene Ontology annotation, cellular component: trans-Golgi network.